CCACCACUCCCAGAAUUGCGUGAUUGCAAAACCAUCCCUAACGCGUAACUUUUUCAGACACUGCCACCUGCCAUUACAGAUAACAUUUACACAUUCAGACGGCACAAAGGGGCCUGGUAAGCACUUGCAUGGCCUAGUGCCGUCAGGUAUCACCCCAAAAAGAAUAUGUGGGGGCUAUAUCAGUACAGAGGCAUCUCAAACGGGUCAUUUAGUGUGGAGCACCUAGACACUGUGGUUGAAGGCCUCCAACGCGAGCGUGGGUGCGGAUGACGUGACUGUGCGGGAUAAUGGUGCAUAAUUUCUACCAUUUGGUUGCUCUCUCUGCCCCUCCCUUCCUCUACGUACCUUUUCCCCAAUCCAUUGACUUUGUGUAUAGCUAAAAGAGCAAUUGACAUAGCGUUAGUUGACCAAAUCUUCCAAAUAUUUUCAUACAAUAAUCUCCAGACCAGCAACAUGGCGGACGAACUCUCCAAAAACUUUGAGACGCUGCAAUUGCAUGCCGGCCAUACACCAGAUAAGGAGACUAACUCUCGUGCUGUGCCCAUCUAUGCCACCACCUCCUACACAUUCAACGACAGCGCUCACGGUGCUCGACUCUUCGGCCUCAAAGAGUUUGGCAACAUCUACAGCCGAAUUGGAAACCCAACUGUUGGUGUCCUUGAGCAGAGAAUUGCCGCGCUCGAAGGUGGUGUCGCUGCGCUUGCAACAUCAUCAGGACAAGCUGCGCAGUUUAUCGCCAUUUCUGCUCUGGCACAUGCUGGUGACAACAUUAUCGCGACAUCAAAUUUAUACGGAGGCACGUACAACCAACUCAAGGUCUUUUUUCCACGUUUGGGCAUAAAAACAAAGUUCAUCAACGGAGAUAAGCCCGACGACUUCAAGGCUGCCAUUGAUGACAAGACAAAAGCCAUCUACCUCGAAAGCAUCGGAAACCCAAAGUAUAACAUUCCUGAUUUCGAAAAGAUUGUCGCAAUUGCGCACGAGGCUGGUGUUCCGGUAGUGGUCGAUAACACCUUUGGCGCAGGUGGAUACUUUGUUAGGCCCAUUGAUCAUGGCGCUGACAUUGUUGUACACUCUGCUACAAAGUGGAUUGGAGGGCAUGGAACCACCGUCGGGGGUGUCAUUGUCGAUAGCGGAAAAUUUGAUUGGGGCAAGCACAGCAAGCGCUUUCCGCAAAUGAUAGAGCCGUCAGAAGGCUACCAUGGGCUCAAAUUCUGGGAAACUUUUGGUCCAAUCACCUUCAUCAUUAGAGCGCGUGUUGAAAUCCAAAGAGAUCUGGGAGCAGCACUAAACCCAUUUGCUGCGCAACAGCUUCUCCUUGGUGUCGAGACGCUUUCUCUCAGAGCUGAGCGACAUGCCUACAACGCGCUCAAGCUAGCCAAAUGGCUGGAGAGCAACGAGAAUGUAAGCUGGGUCUCAUACCCAGGUCUCGAGAGCCACCCAUCUCACGAACUGGCGAAGAAAUACCUGCCGCGUGGUUACGGAGGUGUCCUGUCGUUUGGUGUGACAGGAGGUGGCAAAGCAGGAUCCCAAGUUGUGGAUAACUUCAAGCUCAUUUCCAACUUGGCGAACGUAGGCGAUUCAAAGACAUUGGCUAUCCAUCCUUGGACUACAACACACGAGCAAUUGAGCGACGAGGAGAAGCUGAGUUCCGGUGUUACCGAGGAUCUCAUCCGAAUUUCGGUUGGAACCGAACACAUUGACGACAUCAUUGCGGAUUUCGAGCAGUCGUUCAAGAAAUCGGCGACGAAGCCUGAGGAAAAAGGUAAUCCGGACAAUGCAGGCAAGACUGGUGAAGGCGAAACUCCUGCGUCGUUGUCUGGUGCGACAUAGAGUAGUCAGGACAGCUAAGGAUAGGCAUCCAGAAACGCCGAUUGUCAAGGCACAGCAGAUAUAUAAGCAGCAAGACCAAUUAAUACUUAACAAAGAAAAGGCUGCGAGCCCUUGCCCUA
Bipolaris sorokiniana ND90Pr is the source of this 1952-nucleotide messenger RNA. RefSeq lists its product as uncharacterized. Gene Ontology annotation, biological process: transsulfuration. Gene Ontology annotation, molecular function: pyridoxal phosphate binding; transferase activity, transferring alkyl or aryl (other than methyl) groups. Lineage: Eukaryota; Fungi; Ascomycota; Dothideomycetes; Pleosporales; Pleosporaceae. The coding region runs from base 454 to 1833 and encodes 459 amino acids. The transcript is spliced from 6 exons. The record is from RefSeq and is a predicted model, not a curated record.